CUUUUACAGAGUUUGGCAUCUCUACCAGCUUGCUAGCCUAUACGGCCAUUUGUCCUGCUCCUAUUUGCCUCCCCCUCUCUUCUAAUUGUGUGAGUCUGCAGAAACCCCUCUAAACAACAGCCAAAAUGGAGGCCAUCAAAAAGAAGAUGCUUAUGCUAAAGUUGGACAAGGAGAAUGCACUGGACCAGGCUGAACAAGCUGAGGCAGACAAGAAAGCAGCUGAAGAGAGAAGCAAACAGCAUGAAGAUGAAAUUCUGCAAAUGCAAAAGAAGCUGAAGGGGACGGAGGACGAGCUUGACAAAUAUUCUGAGGCCCUGAAGGAUGCCCAGGAGAAGCUUGAGGUUGCCGAUAAGAAGGCUGCUGACGCUGAAGCAGAAGUAGCUUCCUUAAACAGACGUAUCCAACUUGUGGAGGAAGAGUUGGACCGAGCUCAGGAGAGACUGGCAACGGCCCUGCAGAAGCUUGAGGAGGCUGAGAAGGCUGCUGAUGAGAGCGAGAGAGGCAUGAAGGUGAUUGAGAACAGGGCUUUGAAAGAUGAGGAGAAGAUGGAGCUCCAGGAGAUCCAGCUGAAGGAGGCUAAACACAUUGCAGAAGAGGCUGACCGCAAGUAUGAGGAGGUGGCUCGUAAGCUGGUGAUUGUAGAAGGAGAGCUGGAGCGUACAGAGGAGAGGGCAGAGCUGGCUGAGGCUAAAUGUGCUGAACUGGAGGAGGAAUUGAAGAAUGUCACCAAUAAUCUGAAGUCGCUGGAGGCCCAGGCUGAGAAGUACUCUCAAAAGGAGGACAAAUAUGAGGAAGAGAUCAAGAUCCUGACUGACAAGCUGAAAGAGGCUGAGACUCGAGCUGAGUUUGCUGAGAGAUCUGUGGCCAAGCUGGAGAAGACUAUUGAUGAUCUGGAAGAUGAGCUUUAUGCGCAGAAGCUAAAGUACAAAGCCAUCAGUGAGGAACUGGACCACGCCCUCAAUGACAUGACCUCUAUCUAAAAGUCCUGACGCUCUACCAUUCUGCCAGGUUUAGCUCAAAGACUCAUCCUUUUACUGCUGAAUGCCAUCUCUUGGCUAAUUUUGUUCUCAGUCUUUCAAUGUCUGCCCACCACCCCCUACCUUUUUGUUUCAUUUAUGUUGUGUUAUUCCUCAACAUUUAUAUGUGCCUGUUGUAAUGUUUAAAAUACUUUUUCAAUGUCUCUGCUGACCUUGCUCCUUCUCUGAUCAAAUAAAUGCUGUCAUUCUGA
Molecule: messenger RNA, 1228 nt
Organism: Platichthys flesus (European flounder)
Lineage: Eukaryota; Metazoa; Chordata; Actinopteri; Pleuronectiformes; Pleuronectidae
Product: tropomyosin alpha-3 chain-like
Exons: 10
Coding region: 126-980 (284 amino acids)
Biological process (GO): muscle contraction; actin filament organization
Cellular component (GO): actin filament
Molecular function (GO): actin filament binding
Source: RefSeq, a predicted model, not a curated record